UAUUGUCACUCAGUACGUUUUUAGUUCGCUACAAACCAGAAAGAUGAUGUGGUUGAAUGAUUCCAAAGCGCACGUGCUCGAUGAUUCUGACUUGGACAGUGUUAGUAGUGGUGAAGAACUACCCAUUUGGGUUCGAGGAGAGCAGCGAUGGGUUUCGGGAAUAUCUGAAGAAACAACCUGCCAGGACGUAGUUCGAGUUUUAUUACAAGAUGAGGAGAGGCGAGGCAGACCGAUCAGUGCAUCACAAAGAUACCAAAUAACUGAAAGAUGGCGGGGUGUGGAACAACCUUUGGAUGAAUCUUCAAGGAUUUUGAAUAUUUGGAACGCCUGGGGAACAGCUCAAUCAGAGGUAAAAAUCUCUUUACGAAGAGUGAAACACGAAUCCCACAGACCUCCGAGUAGAAGAACACGUUGUAGGUCGGAUUCAAGUACAUGGUCGGAUAAAAGCGUUUUGAAAACGAUACAUCCCAAAAGAUUACAAGCCCUCCAGAAUGAAAGGCAACCAUCUAGCACUGAAGAACUCCUUAAGUUGGUCUUGGCCCAAGGGGAAGUAAUAAGAAGGCAACUCAAGAAGUUAAGGCAUAGUGAACAUCAGAUAGGAAGCUUGGAAGACAAAACACACAGAGCUAGGGUCAGGAAACAUGGAAGCAAUUACUUAUUGGAAACUUACCUGAAGGGACUAUCAGAAGCUGUCGAUCCAGAACAGGACGAUACACUGGGUGCAGAUAAAAAUAGCGACAGUGGUGUCAUGACCGAAGGAGAUAGUGAACAGUCUAAUAACAAUAAUCCAAAGUCAUCUAGAACCACAGAGGCACACUUCGAGCGGUUUUCGCCAUCUUCAGAAGAAUUCGCCAAAGACAUAAAAGAUGAUGACACCAGCUCUACGGUUAGUGAAUCAACGAUGAAAGAACAACUCGAUCUUUACGAAAAAAUAUCCAAACUCAACAAACGCCUCUUGAGGGAGGAAGAGAGUUUAGUUAGGCUUGAUUCUAAUUUGAAAAAAUAUGACAAAGAAAAACUUGACAAGGAUGAUGUCAGUAAAACGUUAACAAAGCUCAGGACGGAGAUGACCAAGAGUGCGUGCGAAAUGCAGCACAACGAAAUAGUUCUAGAAGAAACCAUAGAGAAGUUGGAGAACAGGCGGUUAUUUCUUGAAAAUCUUCAUAGAGAUUUAGCGAGUGAAGAUCAGGAAUAUGAAAUGCUACAAACUUUACUGUUCAGUAAGACCCAACAGUAUGAAAAAGAGAAAAAACAUAAAUCACAUCAUAUUUACCGAACCAAAGAAUUAUUAGAUACCCUCGUUUGACGAAGUUCACAUCUUCAAUACAGACAUUUGACGAUUUUUGAUAGAAAUGUCUCUCAUCGAUUUAAUACCAAAUAUUGUGUACCUAAUAGCUUUAUUAUUAACAUUAUCAUUAGUGGAUUUGAAAUUGUGAAAAAUUUGUUAGUUGUUGAGAUUAUUUGUAAUAUAUUUUUUAAUAAUACACCAGAG
Messenger RNA from Leptinotarsa decemlineata (Colorado potato beetle), 1492 nucleotides. RefSeq lists its product as uncharacterized. Lineage: Eukaryota; Metazoa; Arthropoda; Insecta; Coleoptera; Chrysomelidae. The record is from RefSeq and is a predicted model, not a curated record.